Messenger RNA from Glycine soja, 528 nucleotides. Its product is annotated as glutathione S-transferase T2-like. The transcript has a single exon. Bases 1 to 528 code for a protein of 175 amino acids. Lineage: Eukaryota; Viridiplantae; Streptophyta; Magnoliopsida; Fabales; Fabaceae. The record is from RefSeq and is a predicted model, not a curated record.
AUGCAAAAGUUCAAGGGUCAUUACAAACAAGUGGUAUCAUUGAAGAAAAGUGGUUGCAUGAAUAAUGAUGUCAUGCUUCAUGCUUCAUGCUUCAUGCUUCAUGCAUAUGCCAUUUGGAAGGAAGACGAAGGAAGACAUUUUGGUUUGGAGCAUGGUUGGCGACUACUAAAAGAUCAAUCGAAAUGGUUAGACCACUUUACUGACAAUGGCUUUAAAAGGAUGAAGAUUUUCGCAUAUGGGGCGUAUUCAUUGUUAUCUAAUCCAGAAACACCGGUAGAAGAUUUUGAAGCUGGCACACAAUCUCGAAUUGUUCGUCCAAUGGGUCAAAAGGCAACCAAAAGGAAGAGCAAGGGGAAAGGAGUAGGAACAUCUAUCAAUCCCAUGGACUUGACUGGUGUGGAGGAAGUAAUGAGGGAAAUAAAUGUUUUCAAUGCCAGACUAGCAGACUUAAGGGAGAAAGAAUUGGAAAAGGAGUACUACGACAUUCUAAUGAAGGACACAUCUACAAUGUCCGAAAGUCAACUCUAA